This is a messenger RNA of Calypte anna (Anna's hummingbird), 1206 nucleotides long. RefSeq names its product protein CEPU-1. The record is from RefSeq and is a predicted model, not a curated record. NCBI's taxonomy places the organism in Eukaryota, Metazoa, Chordata, Aves, Apodiformes, Trochilidae. Gene Ontology annotation, cellular component: neuron projection.
AUGGGGGUCGGAGUGCCCGUGCGCAGCGGAGAUGCCACCUUCCCCAAAGCCAUGGACAACGUGACUGUGCGGCAAGGGGAGAGUGCCACGCUCAGACCGGUCACCCGAGUGGCCUGGCUGAACCGCAGCAGCAUCCUCUAUGCUGCAAUGACAAGUUGGUGCUUGGACCCUCGGGUGGUGCUCCUGGCCAACACCAAAACUCAGUACAGCAUUCAGAUCCAAGAUGUGGAUGUGUAUUGAUGAGGGCCCUUACAACCUGCUCCGUGGCAGACAGACAAUCACCCCAAGACAUCACGCGUCCAUCUCAUCGUGCAAGUGUCUCCGAAAAUCAUCGAGAUCUCUUCUGACAUCUCCAUCAACGAGGGUGGCAAUGUCAGCCUCACCUGCAUAGCCACGGGCAGGCCAGAUCCAACAAUCACCUGGAGACACAUCUCACCCAAAGCUGUGGGCUUCAUCAGUGAGGAUGAGUACCUGGAGAUCACGGGCAUCACACGGGAGCAGUCGGGAGAAUACGAGUGCAGCGCGUCCAACGAUGUGGCAGCGCCCGUCGUGCAACGAGUCAAAGUCACUGUCAACUACCCGCCCUACAUCUCGGAUGCCAAAAGCACCGGGGUGCCUGUGGGGCAGAAGGGCAUCCUGCUGUGUGAAGCCUCUGCUGUCCCCUCUGCUGACUUCCAGUGGUACAAAGAUGACAAGAGGCUGGCUGAAGGACAGAAAGGACUGAAAGUGGAGAACAAAGCCUUCUUCUCCAGACUGACUUUCUUCAACGUCUCCGAGCAGGACUAUGGCAACUACACCUGUGUAGCUUCCAACCAGCUAGGAAACACCAAUGCCAGCAUGAUCCUCUACGAAGAGACAACUACAGCUCUGACACCCUGGAAAGGCCCUGGAGCAGUGCACGACGGGAACAACGGCGCGUGGCGGCGAGGGGGCUGUGCCUGGCUGCUGGCCCUGCCACUUGCCCAACUCGCCCGCCAGUUUUGACCCCAAGAGCCGUCCCGCAGAGGAGCGGCGGCGAUGACCAUGGCCAGCGAGCACAAGCAGAAGAAGGAAGAAGAUGAUGAUGAUGAUUGAUGACGAAGAAGUGUUCACUGUUUCCGAAAAUAAUCAUAAGAAUUGAGAGAGUAUCCAGCCAGGCCACCUGGGGGAGGGGGAGAGAAAGAAAAAUACGCAAAAAAAACCAACCAACCAACCAACCAACCAACA